Messenger RNA from Maylandia zebra (zebra mbuna), 4268 nucleotides. RefSeq names its product ankyrin repeat and SOCS box protein 13. Gene Ontology annotation, biological process: intracellular signal transduction; positive regulation of protein catabolic process; protein ubiquitination. NCBI's taxonomy places the organism in Eukaryota, Metazoa, Chordata, Actinopteri, Cichliformes, Cichlidae. Gene Ontology annotation, molecular function: protein binding. The record is from RefSeq and is a predicted model, not a curated record.
CCUGCCGCAUGUAGCGCGCGAGGACGCUGUUUACAAACAGCCGUAAGUCCCGCGUUUCGUGCCAGCCUAGCUUGUUCUGCGGGGGAAGCAGUCGGAGGAUGGACGCUGAAAAGUCUCGGCCCUAUUUCUUUGGCGACAUCGGCUGCUGGGCGGAGCGAACAGAGGUGCACAAGGCAGCGUCGCUCGGCCAGGCCUCCCAACUGGAGGAGCUCAUUCAGGGCGGAGCCUCGGUCAACAUGGUGGCCGUGGAUUCCAUCACACCGCUGCACGAGGCGUGCCUCCACGGACAGGCCAAGUGUGUGCAGCUGCUGCUUGAGGCUGGAGCUCAGGUGGAUGCAAGGAAUGUGGAUGGAAGUACCCCGCUGUGUGAUGCCUGUUCAGCUGGGAGUUUGGAGUGUGUGAGGCUUCUGCUGCAGUACGGUGCCAAGGCGAACCCUGCCCUCACCUCCCGCACAGCCUCACCCCUGCACGAGGCCUGCAUGGGAGGAAACUCUGAGUGUGUGAAGCUGCUGAUUUCCAUGGGAGCUUGUCUCGAGGCGUAUGACCUUUACCACGGCACCCCGCUGCACGCGGCCUGUGCUAACGAGCACACGGACUGUGUUAGAGAGCUGCUCAAUGCAGGCGCUAAAGUGAACGCCGCCAGGCUGCACGAGACUCCGCUGCACCACGCUGCUAAAAGCAUGCGGGUGGAGACGAUCGAGAUGCUGGUGGAGUUUGGAGCCAACAUCUACGCUCGAGAUCAACACGAGAGGAGACCCGUGGACUACACCACGCCGGGCUCUCCCUCUGCAGCCUGCCUACAGUCUUAUGAGACCUCUCCUCUGAGUCUGCAGCAGCUCAGCAGGUUGGCAGUGAGGAGGAAGCUCGGCACCAGGGCUCUAAAUGUCAUAGGCCAGCUGGAGGUCCCUAAACUCAUCACCAGCUACCUCUGCUAUCAGUGAGCGCCACCUGCAGGAGGAGCCGACCGGCGCUCAAAGGACUGGAAACUGCACAGCACUGUGUUAAAUAUGAGCACAGCUGGCACAGCUCUGGAGCUGCUGCCUGAGAUUCCUUUAGUUUAAGAGCCCUGCCAUGCACACACUGCAGCAGCUAUUGCACUCGGCGUGUUCAGGCUGUGUGAUCGCAUUAGUGCUGCUGUAAGAUGAGAUGUUUUUAAAGAGCAGAGUAACACUGACUUUCACUUGGCUUGCUCUCUAACACACACACACACACACACACACACACACACACACACACACACACACUGAACACAUGUUCUUUGCUUCUGUCUCGUUUGCAAAGCUAGUUUAAACGUGUGUUGAACGUGGACAAAAUAUGUGGAUGUUGACUCUGAUGUUGUGACAUCACCACCUGUUAACAGGAAGUGUUUAAAUGCACAGUGUCUGUGCUGUAAAUGCCUUUAAUGCUGCUGAAAACACACGAUACACGUUUAAUGUUUGGUUUCUAUGCUGGUCGACAGUUUGUGAGUCUGAGAGGAAGCACAAAGCAGCAACACACUGCUGCACUGCACGUCUUUGGGUAUGACCUCGAGUCGGGAGGAAACGAGAGUGAUGUUAGUCCCGCAGCUACUUUAAAAUAAGCUCAGCACUUCACUCUCUGCAUGUGAUGCGUUUAGUCGACUGGCAGUGAUGGCAGGGACAGCGAGUGGAAACGCAACAGCAGCUUUUCUAUCUGCUCAUGUUAACACAAGCAGCACUGACAGACUCGCCUCCUACAGUAGCUUCUGUUAUCAGAGACGGCGGCUCUCACACCUUCUCUUUGACUUUGUUAGUUAGAUGAUGUGUGGGGGACUUGUUUGCCAGCGACUAAUCUGAGUCCUAAACAGCUUCAUGAACAGUCUGUCUACCUCCAGAGCAGAGUGUGCUUCCAAUCCAUGACUGUGUAAGGCUGUUUAUUUUUAACUGGAAACGACGCUCAGGAAGACGAGAUGUUGCUUUUGGAAGCAGCUAAUGGUUUCUGGAUCAAACGCUGGAUCUGCUGGGACAGCGCAGCACAGACUCAAAGUAUGAAAUGAUGAAGUGGGGCAUGGCGUGCAAAGGAAAGAAAGCUUCUCGUAAGAGGAAUACCAAGCAAGUCUGCUGUCAGGGCUGCAGCGUGAAACUCUGCAGAUGCUCCCUGCUGGUGCAGUUCCAGGAGACGCUGAUCCUGGUCACUUAUUUAUAGCCGUGAGACAUUUAUUCCAUUAAAUCUGCUCCACAGGCGACGCACUGAGCCCUGUCAGGUCGUAAUAUUUUUAACAGGAGGCACAGGAAGCUGGUAUGAAUUCCUUCAAGUUCUUUAUAUUGUUUCUUUUCCCUGUCUGGCAGUUAUUAACUGUGAUUUAUCCUUGGAAAGGGAGUCAGGCCACAGGCCUCUCUUUAGCAGUGUUACUGGAUUAUGUGUCUGUAAAUACCUGCAGCACAUUCUUAAUAAUAAUAAUAUUAAUGGUCUUAAUGAUCAGCCAAACGUCUCGGGAACCGUUUAACUUCUGGGUGGUCUCUGAUGAAGCAGUCGUUGUUUUUAACACCACUGCUGAUCUCACAAAGACACCAUAUUCACAAAUCACAACUGUCACUGACUCGUGCUCAGGUUACAUCACCUACAGAGAGUGGACGCACAUCUGUGACCUCACACUGCUGCAGAAGCGCUUCACAGCUGGAUUCUGUUGAGUGACCACUGGGUGGUGAUGAGUGUCACACUCUGUGCUCUCUGAUCUACGUCCACACUGAUGCAUGCUUUUCUCUCUGUUUUGGCCUCCCGUCCACACUGAGACGCCGUUUUCGCUCAAGGAAAACGCAGCGGUUUGAAAACGCAGCAUUUUGCGUCGCAGUGUGGACAGCGCAAACGUAGACUUUCUAAAACAAUGACGCAUUUUACUCUGUGAAAACGCAGGGUGGACGCAGAGCGUUGUCAAAUCUAUCUGGGCUAAUGUGGAGGUGGUACAAACAUUCAUGUGUGGGCUCAGGGACGUCUCUCAGUUUCAGGCAGGUACACUCCUCUCGUCACAUUCACCAGCAGACGGCGUCUUUGUGACUGGGUAACAUGGUGGCUCCGCCCUUUAUAGUUUCCAUACUUGCAACUAUUCCAUUUGAAAAUAACAGCAGCAGCAAGCCCGAGUCACACAGGUCGCUCUGCAAACUCCCGUUUGCCAGGGAAAAUGUGGAUCCCACACCCAGCUGCCCAGUAGGCGCUACUGUGAAACUGGCUGCAAAGAUAGUUAGUUAGUUAGUUAGUUAGUUAGCAAAUGUUGGUAUUUUCAUCCAAACUACAAGGAAGUUCCUGGUGGAGCCUCCAUCACAAACCCAACAGCCACCCGUGAGCUGGUUGGAGAAUCUUUUAUUGAGGAGAAAACAAGCAGACGGUUUCAUGCCGAGGUUAGUUUAUGUUGUGUGUAAGAAGCGACUCGACCAUUCGAUUGGCUCCUGUAAUGCCUCCUCUCACUGACAUAAUACAUUUCCAUGUCGCAGUGCUUCAUGUUAUAGCCUGAACCACGAGAACUCGCCUCUUUUCUUCCUCGCACACCUGAUGACAUGAAGGAUCAACUGUGUGCACGUGCGGCCUGCUGACAUCACCCUUCAGUGUUUUAGCUUCUCCUCGCUGCUGUCUUCAGCUGCCAGCCGGCACAGUUACCUUGCCCAGCUUUAAAGAGCACGGGGCGUCUGUCAGCGCUCGUGCAGAUCAGCACCUGCUGUGUUGCCUGUUGGUCUGACAGCUUCAGCAAGAAUUCAGAACCAAUAUUUCAUAGUUCAUGCCUUCAUCCAAAUCUCUGUUCACUCCCUCGUUUGGCCAAACGUGAGCGGGCUUCACGAUGCUGGCCUGCUGUCAUAAAUACGCACGCUGUAAAAAGUUAAUCAAAAUCUAGAUUCCUAGAAACGUACCAUGUCAGGCUGUUACUCAUUUGAAAGAAAUGCAGCCGGGGUCAUUGUAACGUCAGCCUGUAAAUGGUUUGGAAGCACAGCUCUCACGGAGCGCUGCCUUCAACAGCAAAUCAAAUCCUCUGCUUCAGGCUGAAAAUAACUACUAUGAAAUGUGUUUGGUGUCAAAGGCUUGGGCUGAAGAACGACACGAGGGCAGCGCCCAGCUACUGAAGAUAAGAAGCGUCUCUCAGUCCAUAACAGAGCUUUGAAAGCAAAGCUUGCUGUAGACAGCAUUUCUUUUCUGCUGAUUGAACAGAUGCAGUUCUCUCUCAAGCACUGAUUAAAAUCCUGAUCAAUAACACACAACGUGUCCUCAGUAUCCAUGUUGUUAAACUGCUCUGCAUGUGAUGAAUAAACUUAAAGUGCACUAAC